AUGUCACCAUCCAACAAACCGCAUCCCAACCCCUCCCAGAAGAUACGCACGGAAGAGCCUAUCAGCACGAUGAAAGUUCUAGUGACAGGCGCAACAGGCUUCCUCGGGCAGCACCUCACCUCCACUCUCCUCACACAGGGUCUCACACACCCCUUCCCCUCCCAACUUCCCUCCCCGCCCGCCCGCCACAUCCCACCCACCGACCUUCAAGUCAUCGCAAUAGGCAGGAAUGAAGUGAAGGGGAGGAAAUUGAGGGAGAUGGGAGCGGUUUUUGUGGGGGUUAAUUUAGGUGGGGAGGCGGGAGAGGUUGAGGAAGUGCUUGGGGAGGUGAUGGAGGGGGUUGAGGUGGUGUUUCACUGUGCUGCAAAGUGUGAAUUGGCUGGCAGAUGGAAGGACUUUGUCUCAGCCAACAUAACCGCAACCCAACACAUCGUCUCCGCCUGCAUCACCCACGCCGUACCCUUACUCGUGCACGUCUCCACUCCGAGCAUCUACACCUGCCCCCGCGACCAGUUAAGUAUCAAGGAAGAGGAUGUGGUCUCGUUGAGUCAGCAGAUCAAUUAUUACGCUAAAUCCAAGUUGAUGGCAGAACACAUAAUCCACGCCGCCCUGCAACCCACCCCCGGGCACCCGCACCUAAAAGCAGCAGUAAUUCUCCGCCCCCGCGGCAUAACCGGCCCCAACGACACAACCUGGCUCCCCCGCCUCGUCUCCCGCAUCCAAAGCGGCCGUAUCCCAGUCAUCAACAACGGAAAGGGGUGGAUGGACGUAACCUAUGUCGGUAACGUAAUCGACGCAAUGGCGUGUGUUGCCACCGUUGGGGAUCAUGUCGUAAAUGGCCACACAUACAACAUCUCCAACGACAGCCCAUUACAAAUGCACAGCCUGCUUGCACACCUCGCGACGCACCUGUCCGCACACCCCACACCGAUUCCGCUACCAUUCUGGGCGGCUUAUUUCCUCGGGUACCUCUCCGAGAUCAUUUGGGAAGGUUUUGGGAUAGCUGGGGAACCGACGUUGUCGCGAUAUGUGGCGUGUGUGAUGGGGAAGAGCUUGACGUUGGAUGUGCGGAGAUUGAGGGAGGAGGUGGGGUGGAAGCCGCGGGUCAGCGUGGAGGAGGCUCUAAAAUUGACAUUGGAGAGUUUGGGGGUGUAG
Fimicolochytrium jonesii is the source of this 1155-nucleotide messenger RNA. RefSeq lists its product as uncharacterized. NCBI's taxonomy places the organism in Eukaryota, Fungi, Chytridiomycota, Chytridiomycetes, Spizellomycetales, Powellomycetaceae. The record is from RefSeq and is a predicted model, not a curated record. Bases 1 to 1155 code for a protein of 384 amino acids. The transcript has 4 exons.